AUGGAAACAUACGAACGUAGCCAGUACGAGGUGUCCGAUGCCAGCUACGCUCAAUUGAGAAAUCUCGAGGCUUCCCAGAGACCGGAAGUGAUCGAGAUCGAUGAAGACGAGGAGGAGGAGGAGGAGGAGGAGGAUGGAGCCCGAACACCAGUUAGAGCGGCGACGAGAAACGACACGGUGUCGAUUUUAGAUUCCGAGGCAAUCGAUAACAUGAUGGUUGAAGCAAGGGGGGAUGUGGAGGAGGAGGAGGAGGAGGAGGAAGGGGAAAACUACGAAGACGAUGAUGACAGAACGGUUGUGGACGAGACGGAGGAUGUACAUGUGACGACAGUAAUCGAUAGCUUUCUAAAUACGCCAGAGUUCCAAGCGCCAGAAGAACCGGAAAGUCCAGCAUACGACUUGUUCGAUGACAGCGAAGAAUCUCGGUGGGUGUUUAAUGUACCAACUCCCGGAGGAGGAGGAGGAGGACAACAACAACAACCAGAGGAGAACGCGGAAGAGCGCGAAAUUGAAACCGAGUCUUUGGUGAAACAAGUGGAGAGCAUGCAAAGGGAAAAGGAUAUGAUCUUGGCCGAUGCCAAAAAUAAUCUGAAACGGACGCAGGAGGAAUUGGCAGAGGCAAAGUCCGCCGCCGAGCGAGCCAAGACAGAAUUUCACGAGUCACGAAUGUCGGAAUUAGAAGACAGAAUGAAGGAACAGUCGGAUGCGCAGGCUACGAUCAAGCAACUGGAAGCUGAACUGAGUGCUAAGAAGAAAAGCUUGCGCCAAGACGACGUGAAGGUGAGCGUGAUGUCAGAGGAACUGAAAAAGGUCAGAGAGAACAUAAAAGAAUUGAGCGAGAGAGCAUACGAAAGCGCAACCGAAACCGAAGAUAGCAUUUCGGACGAUAACGUUCGAGUCGGAUUCGACGCUCUAACCGCCAGAAUCGAGGACGGCCAGCGGUAA
Anneissia japonica is the source of this 945-nucleotide messenger RNA. RefSeq names its product aspartic and glutamic acid-rich protein-like. NCBI's taxonomy places the organism in Eukaryota, Metazoa, Echinodermata, Crinoidea, Comatulida, Comatulidae. The coding region runs from base 1 to 945 and encodes 314 amino acids. The record is from RefSeq and is a predicted model, not a curated record. The transcript is spliced from 2 exons.